AUGAUGGAAAUUUCAUGGGAAGAAAUUACCAUCGAUGCAGAAGCUGAUCAAGAGCUUCAAAAAGUAAGGGAUGCCUUGAUAUCCGGACGAUGGGAUCAAGGAUUGCGAAGAUUUGAAUCUGAAGCUAGACAUCUUAGACUACUGGGUCCUUUGAUAUUUAAAGAUAACAAAGUUGUGCUACCUGGAAGUCUGCGACGCAAGGCUUUACGUUCAGCUCAUCAGGGCCAUAUGGGAGCAAUUUCCAUGAAGCGUAUUCUCCGCGAAUACUUUUGGUGGCCUGGAAUGACCAGAGAAGCCGACGAAUUUGUCAAAAAGUGCGAAACAUGUCUUCUCUUAUCUCGUAAAAACCCACCAAUUCCAUUGUCGACUCGAACUCUUCCAAAUGGGCCGUGGGAAAUCCUCCAAAUUGAUUUUUUUACGGAUAAACAGUUUGGUUAUGGAGAGUUCUUGGUGGUGGUCGAUACUUAUUCGAGAUACCUCUACGUCAUCGAAAUGAGAACAAUGGAUGCUGACGCUACAAAUCUUGCUUUGAGCCGUAUAUUCGAGGUAUGGGGAUAUCCGUUAGCUAUCCAAAGCGACAACGGGCCACCAUUCCAGAGCGAGAAAUUCAUCAAGACAUGGGAGGAUAAGGGUAUCAAGAUAUGGAAAUCUAUUCCUCUAAGUGCCCAAUCAAACGGAGCAGUGGAGAGGCAAAAUAGGGGAAUAAAGGAAGCACUUGCUGCUUCGAGAAUCGACAAAGUCAACUGGAAAUCUGCUUUGGACAAAUAUGUACAUAUGCAUAAUAAAGUCAGACCGCUCUCUCGCCUAGGGGUAACUCCUUUCGAGUUGUUAGUAGGAUGGAAGUUUCGUGGCACCUUUCCCUACCUCUGGGACAACCACGAAAAUAAUUUGGAUCGUACGGAAAUUCGAGAAAAAGAUGCGCUUUCAAAACUGGAAAGUAAGCUAUAUGCAGAUGAAAAGAGAGGAGCAAAGCCGUCUGAUAUUGUGGUUGGUGAUACAGUCAUUUUAAGCAGGGCAAAACGAUGCAAAAGUGAUUCCACGUUUGGUGCAGAUAAGUAUACUGUAGUGGCACGAGAUGGUGCCAAAAUAGUCGUUUGCAGUGAUAGAGGCGUUCAGUUUUCGAGGAAUGUGCAAGACGCUAAGCGAGUGCCAGAAACCUUCAAUGAAUCUGCAACGGAGUUACUAUCGGCCAACGAACAUUUGAACGAACAAGGACAGAGCUCUACACAGAAUAACGAAGAAAACAGAUUAAAUCGUGGUUUGAAUUCGGAUGAUAAACGAGAUCUGCAUUCCACUAUGGAUGACGAACCAAGGAGGUCAACUCGUGAAUUGAAGAAACCUUCUAAAUUUAAGGACAUGCUUCUUUAUACAAUAUUUGGAUAG
Aedes albopictus (Asian tiger mosquito) is the source of this 1383-nucleotide messenger RNA. RefSeq lists its product as uncharacterized. The record is from RefSeq and is a predicted model, not a curated record. Bases 1 to 1383 code for a protein of 460 amino acids. The transcript is spliced from 2 exons. Lineage: Eukaryota; Metazoa; Arthropoda; Insecta; Diptera; Culicidae. Gene Ontology annotation, biological process: DNA integration. Gene Ontology annotation, molecular function: nucleic acid binding.